AUGGCCAGCGCAUUCACCAAGCUCUUCCUGCCGAGCCACCGCAAGCGCAACAGCAUCAGCUCGGCCAAGCGGCCGGAGACGCAGCCUGCUUCUCUACAGCCCCCUCAGCAUCCACCGCCCUCGGGCCGCAAGAGCUUCGCCAGCGUCCGCCCCAGCUUCCAGGCAUCCAUCCAGGAGGACGAGCCGUCGCAGUUUGGCCUGCCAAGCCGGCACCAUGCCGGCUUCCUCACUACCGAUAGUCUCAAUGCUCCGCACAUCCCGCCCGCAGACGACCUCACAGCACGCAGGGACUCGUUUGGCUUCGACCCAGACUGUCGUCCCUCGGUGCUGCCUUUGCGCGAUAGCGACCCUGCGGCCCAGCUCAGCGACUGCGACGCGGUGCAGGCGCCAUCGAUAGCAGCAGCGUCCGCGUUCGACAACGCCUGCCGGCCACCCGAGGAUGACGACGACGACCUCGACGACAACCCCAUCUUUCUACGACUUUCCGAGGAUGUCAGGCUGCAGCCCGACUGGGACGCCGCGCGCCUGGUCCUAGUCCCGCUGUGCCGCUGCCUUCUCAUGGCGGAGCUCUCUGAGCAAGCUUGCCUGGAGGACGACACCUACAUCGCGCUCCACGCGUUCGCCCCGUCAAGGCUAUUCAGGGAUCAGUUUGCCUCGGUCCGCUCCACGCUCACUGACCGACACUCGUCCAAAGCCGAGACCUCCUCGGCGUCGCAGGACCCAGCGCAGUCGACGUCGGAAGCUUCUGAGCUUGGGGCGCAGCGAGGAUCCUGGGACCAGCUGGCCAUCACGGCGACUCUGCUGCCAGACCAGCGCGCCGUCAAUGUCUCAAUUUCUCGAUCCGCAUCGGCAUCGUCCAAAGCCCAUGGGUAUGGCCCUCUACAGACGCCACGAAGCGAAGAGCGGAAGCUGCGGAUCGUCGCAGAGACGACAGUCUAUCGGACCGUGCCGGUCGCUCCGGACCCCCAAGCCCCGAUGAUCUCGCCCGUUCGACCCUCGGCUUCUUCGGGCUUCGAGGUCGUCAGCCGCGCCAACCCAGCCAAGCCACCGCCGAAGCAGGAGAAGGUCAAAGUUCGGGUGAUCAGUGUCGACGAGGUCCUCGUGCCUCCGUCGAUGGCACCGUCCCACUCCGACGGGGGCAGUGCCUUGGCAACGCCGUCCUCGGCCGCAGGCGGCAGCGGCACCCAGCAUCUGCAGCCAGGCAGUGUCGCCUCCCGCAACGUCAGCCCGUCUGGCUCCAUCGCUUUCCCCUCGGUCGAAAGGCAAGAGACGGAGCCAGCGCCGAGCAGCAUUGACAUGUCACGCCAAGCCUCGGCCUCUUCCCGCUGUGCUGCACAGGCCGGAAGCGCUGACGACGAUGCGCCAAUCGACAUUGCUGGCGACUUGACCAUCUCGAGCGUCGCCGCCGGCACUCUUUCCGACGCCGUGCUCAGCGCCAUCCCCGUAACCCGGUCCUUUGCCAUGGAUCUCCGCCUGCUCCUCUCCCCGCCCACGGAGCUCACCACCUUGGCUGCUCCGUUCGCCGCGGCCUUCGAUGCGCUCUCCUCUGCGGCCCUCGAGUUCUGCUUCGCCUUUGUCUUUGUCAAGGGCUUUGAGCAGUACAACGUCAAUCGCAUCCGGCGCGGCAUCUUCCAGAAGGCGUGGCGGGUGCUGCUAGAGACGUUGGCAGCCGAGCGUGGCAGGGGAAGCCAGGGCGCCGCGUCGACUCGACCAUCCGAACUCUCCUCGGACGCUUCGCAGCGCCUGCAGGAGGUGCUCGAGAACGUGGUGCUUGGCUACGUGCACGACAAGGUGUAUGGAUCCGCGGCCGAUCAGCUCGCCGAGGUGGAUCAGAGCCUCGAGGAGCUCUUGGCGCUGUACGAAUCGUGCGGCGUCAGCCUGGUCGAGCUCGGCGUCUACGUGCCCACGCUGCGGCACCGCCCGGGCAGGCUCGAGGGGGCCGUCAUGACCCUUCGCAACGGCCUGCUUGCGCAUCGCCCAGAGGAGCUCGACGACGCUCUCGCUUCGGCCGAUCGUACCGGACUGUUGCAGGUCCUCGACGCCGGAUGUCCCCGGGACGACCCCGACAGCGCCUCCGGAUCGGAUUCAGGCCUCGAUCUGGCCUGCACCAUGGCCGCCAGCCUAGACCUCGCAGCGCAUCCACCUCGGGCGAUCAAAGGCUCAGGGUAUCCUCCCAUCAACGUCCGCACGCCGCGCGAGACGAUGCAGGCGCUCAAGGCGACGAUCGACGAGGUCGGCCUUGCCGUGCAGCGGUCGCAUCUGGCUUCGAGCCGCACCAGCCUCGCAGCCACCCUCGAGCAGGCACCGCUCCUCAGCACCGACGACCUCCUUCCGGUGCUCGCUUACGUCGUCAUCAAGGCCCAACCAGCGAAGCUCGCCAGCUGCCUCCACUACGCCAAGACUUUCAAGCUGAUCGAGCCAGGUCAAUUCGAUCUGAGCUGGGCGCUGGUGACUUUCGAGGCGGUGGUCGAGUACCUCAAGGGCGACCCGCUCGGCCUGCGGCGAGGCGGCGCCACGACCCUCGAUGCCUUCGGCUUCCGCACCGGCGGCACCGCUUCCCGCCACGGGUCGAUCGGCGAUGCAUCGAUGCGCUCGCUCCCUUCUCGCCACAAGCUGUCCUCGGGCACGAUCGCGGCGGCUUCCCAGUACCACACCGUCAGCAUGUCGCGUCAGAGUUCCGACGCACGCGACCGCCGGGCCUCGAUGCCGCUCGGCUCGCCGGACGGCACAUGGUCGCCCACAUCGCCCAUGUCGCCCUCUGGCAGCAGCAGCGGUGCGCCCUUUCCGGCCAAUGGCUUGGGCUAUUUUCCUCGCACUGCUGCCCCCGCCGCCGGUACCGCCGAUCCGAGCACUCAGGCCUCGGAUCCGGCGUUUGACGGUGGCGCGAGCCCGUUGCUCCACCAGGAUGACUUCAAGAUGCCGGGGAUGCCAGCGAGCAGCGUCUCUGGGCGUCCCAGCAGCCGCACCUGGCACCGACCGGGAUCCUUCUACGGCAACGUCGAUGGCAGCGCAAGCCGGGACACGCUGGCCGAUUCGCCGCGCACAGGUCCGCAGACGCAGCCGCUCAGCCGGCAGUCGAGCACGCGUAGCCGCACCAUUUCGCUCAACGCCGGCAGCGGCAGCGAGCUGCAGAUUCGACCGCAGAUCGUGCGGUCCGGGCGUCGCCCUCACGGCGCGUCGGUCUCGCAGAUCGACCUGUCGCAGAUCGGCCCCUCGAUGGAACGAUCAGGAAGCUCGAAUGGCGGCCGCAGCGUGCGCGUCGUCGGCAGCCCAUCGCUGGCCACCGCCUCGCCGCCCACGGCCAGCCGCCGCAAGAGCAUGGACUCCUGGACCGCCCUGUCGAUCUUUGGCGGCGGCUUCGGCGGUGGCGUCAGCGGCAGCGCUGCGAGGUCCUCUUCAUCGGAAGAGCGGGGAUCGCUCGAUGUGCACAGCGACGACCGGCCCGUCGUGCGGCGCGUCGGUGCAGCGCGGCCGCACAGCUUUGCAGAGUCGGCCGGCUCGUCGGACGGCAACGGUUUCCAGGGCAACGCGUCGUCCUCGAGCAUCUCCUGGUUGCCCUGGGCCGCAGAGGGCGGCUCGAAUCGGCGUCCUGGCACGCCGGGAACGAGUUCCAUCGCCUCGGCCGAGGGCAUCCUCGAUUCGGCGUCAAUCUACUCGGGAGUGACCCGGUCCGCGUCCGGCUCAGGCUUCGCCAGCAUCCACGCCGCCGUGGCGCAGCAGUCGCAGUCCUCGUCCGCCGAGACGCCUAGCUCGGCCGGCGAGCCUGGCACGCCCUCGAUUGGCGCUUCCCACUCGCGGCGUGCGCCGUCGAUUCGUUCCAACUCUUCCCUCUCGUCGGCACCGGGCGCCGAUGACCUGUCGGCCGCUCUCGCCGAGGCCGCCGCGACGUCGCCGCACACGAUGGCGGGCCAGCUGCAGGCGGCGCAGUCGACGUCGCAGCUGCGCGUGCCUUCGAACCGCAAGCGGUACCGCGCGCGGUUCCUGUCCAAUGCCGGAUCGAGUGCGCCGGCUGCGCCCUCGCCUGCCACUGUGACGCGUGAGGCUACGGCCGGCGACAUCCAUCGUGCCGGGGACCGGAGAAGCUUUGGAUCUCUAAGCGCCGUGAUGGCGUCGGACGCCGUGGCGGCGGUUGCCGCAUCCGAGAGCUCCUCACAGGCUCUGGGUCAGAUGUUGUCGUCCUCGACGACGCCGGACGUCGAGGCGCACGCCUCGCCCAUCGUCAGCGGCCACCUCGAUCCGACCUGGACGGCGCGCGACGACCGGCUGAUCCCGCCCUUUUUCCGCCUGCAGGUGCCGUCGCCGGUCAAGGAGAUUUCGGACCCGCUAGCCACGCCUUCGCCGACGAUUGCCAGCCCGACUCCGGCAGGCGGCCACUCUCCGACGCUCGAGCUGCGCGGCAACCCCGCCUUGCCGGGCGCCGCAUCGUUGCCGUUGCUUCUCUCCAACAACAACACCAACAUCACGUUGGAGGGAGCGCUCGGAGCGCAGACGGCCGCGGGCGACAAGGAAAACGGCGGCGGCGAAGGACCGGUCCCGACGCCGUACCACACGCCGGCCGAGUUUGACCUGGGCAUCUUUGCCGACAUUUCGUCGAGCGCCAGCGUCAAUGCGGCCACGACGACUUUACUCGACUCGCACUCGCCCUCGCCCUCGCACUCGCACCAGGCGCCGGGUCUGGACCUGUCGAGCCUACUUUCGCACUCGCACUCGACUUUCAAGCGACGCGCGGCGAGGGGCGGUCCAGCCUCUGCGUCGUCGUGA
Messenger RNA from Pseudozyma flocculosa PF-1, 4761 nucleotides. RefSeq lists its product as uncharacterized. Lineage: Eukaryota; Fungi; Basidiomycota; Ustilaginomycetes; Ustilaginales; Ustilaginaceae. Gene Ontology annotation, cellular component: transport vesicle; early endosome; late endosome. Gene Ontology annotation, molecular function: SNARE binding; guanyl-nucleotide exchange factor activity. Gene Ontology annotation, biological process: early endosome to late endosome transport. The coding region runs from base 1 to 4761 and encodes 1586 amino acids. The record is from RefSeq and is a predicted model, not a curated record. The transcript has 2 exons.